GAGAGGGAGAGGGAAAGAGAAAGAGAAGGGAAGAAGGAGGAAGAGGGAAGGAGAGUGAGAGAUGGAUGUAUAGAUACAUAUUUUCACCAUCCAAAGAGAAAAGUCACUUCACUUUGUAAAUGUGCCCAGAGGUAAGAAAAGGAGCAUGAUAAAGUUAUCUGAGUCUUAGAAUUAGAAUAAAGGUAAGAAAUCAUGCCUCAGAUUUUUCAGUGAAGCAUGAAACUUCAAAUUAUUUUGCUGAGAGUGAAUGGAUAAGAGAUAGUGUAGGUGUCUUGCAGGAAAUUUUAAAAAUUUCACUUUAAAAAAGCACUUGGGAGAAUGAAAUAAAAGAAGUUUCAUGUCACUGUGAAAUUCUAGAUUAGAAAAGAUAAUAUAUAUUUCUGUAACAGGCCUAGUGAAUACAAUUGUGUGAAUUCUUCCAAUGGUAUCUAUUACAUCAGACACAGCUAUGAAGGCAUAUAGUGGAAUUAGUCCAGAAUUUAGGUUUGGAAUUAAUCCAUGACUAUGGAAAAAAGGAUGUUAGGUGGCACAGUGGCUAGUGUGUGUAUGUGUAUGUGGGGAGGGGUAAUAGAAAGAUAUGAAUUCACAUUCAGCCUCAAACACUAGUAAGUCCUGAACAAGUCAUUUAACUCUAUCUACUUGGAUCCCUUAUCUGAAAAUGAACUGGAAAAGGAAAUGGCAAACUAUUCCAGUAUCUUUGCCAAGAAAAUCCCAAUAGGGUCACAAAGAGCCAGGAACAAUUGAAAUGACUGAACAACAAUGGGACAAAAUGAAAAGGUGUGCAAAGGUAGAAAGGAUAUAUAUUAUAUAGUUUAACUAGUUAAAAUGUUAGAAUAUUAAAUGUUAAAAAGUUAGAAUAUCAAGAGAAUAAAACAAGGAAAUUGAAAACAAGAGCAAGGGUAAUGGCUUGAGAAAGAAGGGAUGAAUGGAGAGACAGAUGGAUGAAACAGGGAAAGAAAAUUUAAGUAAUAUGAGAUUUAGGAAAUGUAAAGCAUAGGAAGGGAUAGAAGGCUAAUGAGUUAUAAUUAGAUUGGUAAAUUUCAGAAUCAUGGAGAUAGAACAUACAAAUAAUGGUGGCAGGAUAUUCCAAUCAGAGUAAAUAGUGAAAAAAAAAAAAAAAAAAAAAAAAAAAAACCUAGAAAGGUAGAAUGGGACCAAAUUUGCUUGCAUUUAAAUUGCUAGACUAAUGAACUUAUUUUAAAUUUGCUAGGAAACAUAAAGCCACAGAUAAUUUUUUGAUCAACAGAAUUAAGCUCAAUCUCCAAAUCUAGUUUUAUUCAGAUUUUAUUAAAUUUGCCAACCUAUAUUCACUCCAUCAUUAUCUUAGAAGGAAGAGGAGGCAACAAAGAGAAAAGAGGAGCAGUCAUAGAGAUUAAGAGUAGGAACUCCAAGAGAAUAUGAUAUCACAGAAACUAGUUGUAGAUAAAAAAGGCACUUUGAAUAAAGAGAAUGCUUAAAUAUGCUAUGAACCAACUUUAUGUUAGUAGUCAGGAAUCUUUGAUAUAAAAGUUCAGGUUUCACAAUUAGUUUUAUUUCUUUUGAAGAAUGCGGAAAAAUAAAGAUUCCAAGUAAUUGAUAUUUCAGUAGACAUCUUAAAAAUUGAUUUUAAAGCACUAAACUAUAAUGUACAAAGGACUGUGGUAAUCUAUUCAUUAUUUCUGUUCCCUCUUCUCUUCAGGUUUAGUACAAAUGAUGGAUGGGACCAAUGAAAGCAUUCAAUAUGAUUUUAUCCUUCUAGGAUUCUCCAACAGGCCCCAGCUUGAGUUAGUUCUUUUUGUGGUCAUCUUGAUUGCCUAUCUCCUGACAGUUGUGGGUAACACAACCAUCAUUUUAGUGUCCCAAAUAGACUUUCGCCUCCAUACACCAAUGUAUUUCUUCCUUACCCACCUCUCUUUCCUGGAUCUCUGUUUCACCACCAGCUCUAUCCCACAACUGCUCUAUAACCUAAGUGGGCCUGAUAAAACCAUUAGCCACACAGGCUGUGCUAUUCAACUUUUUCUGUUCCUGGCUCUGGGUGGUGUUGAAUGUCUCUUACUGGCUGUUAUGGCAUAUGACCGUUUUGUUGCUGUCUGCAAGCCCCUUCAUUAUAUAGUGAUUAUGCAUCCAAAACUCUGCCUGGGACUAGUGUCUAUUGCUUGGUUUGGUGGUGUGAUCAACUCAUUGACUAUGUCUCCUAUAACUCUGAAACUGCCUCGUUGUGGAAACAACAAGAUAAACCACUUCUUAUGUGAAAUGCCAGCACUGAUUCGGAUGGCUUGUGUAAACACUGUUGUCAUUGAGAACACUAUAUUUGUGCUGGCAGUGAUUAUUGUACUGACACCCUUAAUCCUUAUUCUGAUCUCUUAUGGCUAUAUCACCAAGGCAGUAUUACAUAUCAAGUCAGGGGUAGGGAGACAGAAAGCCAUCAACACCUGCAGUUCCCAUCUUAUUAUAGUAUCCCUCUUUUAUGGCAACAUUAUCUAUAUAUACAUGCAACCAGGAAACAGUGCUUCUCAGGACCAAGGCAAGUUCUUCACCCUCUUCUACAAUAUAGUGACUCCACUCCUCAACCCAGUCAUCUAUACACUGAGAAACAAGGAAGUAAAGGGGUCACUGAGGAGGCUUCUGGGAGCAAAUAAAGGGGCAAAUGAAAAAUGAUGGUAAACAAAC
Messenger RNA from Antechinus flavipes (yellow-footed antechinus), 2649 nucleotides. RefSeq names its product olfactory receptor 2W3-like. The transcript has a single exon. The record is from RefSeq and is a predicted model, not a curated record. Gene Ontology annotation, cellular component: membrane. The coding region runs from base 1690 to 2637 and encodes 315 amino acids. Gene Ontology annotation, molecular function: G protein-coupled receptor activity; olfactory receptor activity. Gene Ontology annotation, biological process: G protein-coupled receptor signaling pathway. NCBI's taxonomy places the organism in Eukaryota, Metazoa, Chordata, Mammalia, Dasyuromorphia, Dasyuridae.